Molecule: messenger RNA, 1054 nt
Organism: Xiphophorus maculatus (southern platyfish)
Lineage: Eukaryota; Metazoa; Chordata; Actinopteri; Cyprinodontiformes; Poeciliidae
Product: histamine N-methyltransferase-like
Exons: 7
Coding region: 104-937 (277 amino acids)
Molecular function (GO): N-methyltransferase activity
Source: RefSeq, a predicted model, not a curated record
ACGAGCCUUCUGGGAGGGGAAUCUGUCCUGCAGCGUGAAAGCAGCGCAGCACAUUGUGUUCCUCUUCCUACCUCCCAAACAACACAGAUUUAAGGGUGAAGUCAUGAGUGCAGAAACACACACUUGUUAUGAAGGCUGCAAUGUCAACAUCUUUCAGUUCUACCUGGAAAAGUCCGGCGAGCACGCAGCCAUCGUCAAGGGUCUGCAAAAUGUCCUGCCUGCAGAAUUUCAAAGAAUUGGAGCUGGUAAAAGCAGUCUGGAUGUUCUUGGUGUUGGGAGUGGGGGAGGUGAGGUGGAUAUUCAGAUACUCUCACUUCUGCAGUCGGCCUUCCCUUCUGUUCCCAUAACCGCUGACAUUGUGGAGGGCAGCUCUGAGCUCACAGCCAACUUCAAAGCUUUGGCAGCCAAGACUGCUGACCUUAAGAAGAUCCAGUUCUCUUGGCACAUCAUGUCCAGUGAGGACUACGAGAAAGCAAAGGGAGGCAUAAAGAAAUUUGACUUCAUACACAUGAUCCAGAUGAUCUACUAUGUAAAGAGCCUGGCUGAAAGUAUCAAGUUUCACCAUGAGCUCCUCAAAAACAAUGGCAGGCUCAUGAUCAUUGUUGAAGCAGCCAACAGUGGUUGGGACAUCCUGUGGAAGACUUACAAGAAGGAGCUGUGUGUUGGAAGCAUCACCGAGUACCGUUCAUCUGGAGAGAUCAUUUUCUGCCUCAAGGACCAAAGCCUUACAUUCGAGGAACAUCCGGUUCCCAACAGCUUUGACAUCACAGAAUGCUUUGACCGGAGCAGCGUAACUGGAGAACGUCUGCUGAGCUUCAUGACAGGAACAGAGCACUUCUAUGAGUCCUUCAGCCCAGAGGUCAGAGCAGGCAUCCUGGACAUCCUCAGAAACAAGUGCAGCACUGAAAAAGACGGCAGGUCUUCAACAGCAACCUAACCUGCAUUUUUGUUCAUGCUUAAGUUUCCUGACAAAUAUGCUCUUCUGUGCAUUUUAUGUCUUUUUGUUCAGCAUGUUUGCCUUUUAGAACCAAUAAACUCUAAAUGGGUAAAUUCA